AUGAUCCAAGGAGACUGCACACCUGGAACCUCAUCAGGAGCCUCUCAACGGCAACUACAACAAGAAUUUCGCGAAAAUGUGAGUACCUUCACCGAUCAACCUUUACAAAGUAGUCAUAUUGCGGUUAAGCCACCCGUUUUCUUGAAAAGUAGCCCUCAUAUAUUUUUCAUUCAAAUAGAGACGUCUUUUCGACGCGCUAACAUUUCUCGCGAUGAUACAAAAUACGACCACGUGGUCGGCGCAUUAGACGCGCAAAUUCUCGAACUGGUCAGUGAUUUUCUUCGCAAUCCUCCCGAAACGGACAAAUACGAGUGUCUCAAAAAUAGAGUUAUCGCGGAAUUCGCGAACUCCGAAUCGAAAAAAAUUCGAAAGUUACUUAAUGACGUUGAGCUUGGUGACCGUAAACCAUCUCAGCUUUUGCGCCACAUGCGUGACCUGGCCGGAAGCUCAGUUUCGGAAACAAUUUUAAAAAGCUGGUGGAUUGAAAGAUUGCCUGUUACACUUCGAGCUUGCUUAAUAAUUGGUGAUGAAGAUUUAGACAUAUGCGCCAAACGCGCCGAUACGAUCAUGGACUUUGUUGGAUCCACAUCCUCACAAGUCAUGGCAGUGAAAGCUGGUGCCAGUACACCACAUAAAAAUGAACAAUUUGAGGAAAUCCUCAACAAUAUUAAAGCUUUGACACAGUCAGUUGCUAAUUUGGCAACCCAGUUGACCACCCCCGGUGAUCGUUCACGGUCACGAUCACGAAGUGGCAACAACCAGAAUGCACGUUCAAGCUCCGGCGACAACGGUAAUGCCAAACCGUUUUGCCGAUACCACUACAAGUUCGGUGGCGCAACACUCAAAUGUGUUCCCCCGUGCAAAUUUAACGAUAAAAGGCCGGAAAACUAA
Messenger RNA from Anastrepha ludens (Mexican fruit fly), 891 nucleotides. RefSeq lists its product as uncharacterized. NCBI's taxonomy places the organism in Eukaryota, Metazoa, Arthropoda, Insecta, Diptera, Tephritidae. The transcript has a single exon. The record is from RefSeq and is a predicted model, not a curated record. Bases 1 to 891 code for a protein of 296 amino acids.